Molecule: messenger RNA, 1905 nt
Organism: Symbiodinium sp. CCMP2592
Lineage: Eukaryota; Dinophyceae; Suessiales; Symbiodiniaceae
Source: the annotation of a GenBank genome assembly
AUGUCAGACUACGACAAGAUCAAGCUCAUCGAGGAGUAUGCGCCGGACCUGGCCGCCACCGUGGUCGUCACGGCGGUGCUCGUCCUCGCCGCCUACUUCCUCACAAACCUGAUGGAGCCAAAGGAGGCCACUAAUGGCCAUGCCAAGAAUGGCAAGGAGGCGACGAAUGGCCAUGCCAAGAAUGGCACGAAUGGCCAUGCCAAGAACGGCAACAAGGCCAAGAAUGGCAAGAAGGACGAGACAAGUGAGGAAGUGAACCUCCUGGCGGAGUACGGCCGUGCCUGGUGCCUGCAUCAAUUCGUGCCCUUCGUCGACAAGCUUGUCUUGGGCAGCUACGGGCAGGCUAUGGACAACCGCAUGCUGAAGCCUUGGGACCAGGGCCCCGACGAUUGGAUGAUCCGCUUGCCGCUCCUGGUCCUCUCCUUCCUCUUUCCCAUCCCCUCGGUGCUCCUCAUUGCGCAUGUGGCCAACAUCGUCUCGUGGUUCUACUGGAUGCCGGCGGUCUGGGACCACAUGGUCUGGGCGGCCCUCCUGGAGUUUACCUUCGUCUUGGCCGCGCUCGCGGGGGGCGGCAAGGAGGCGGUGGCGAAGAGGUUCCUCCCCGCAGCGCGCAUGGAGCUCUGCGUCCUGUACUGGAGCGCGGCGUUUUGGAAGCUGACCACCAGUUGGUACACCGUCCGAGGCUCCUGCGCACCGGUUCUGCUCUCGGAGCUGAUGGCCGGGCUCUUCACACCGGAGCUGGUUCCUGCGGGCAGCCUCUUUGCCAACACCUUCAUGAAGAUUGCACCCGUCUUCGUCGCCGCCCUGGAGUUUGCGGUGGCCUACUGCCUCACCUUCAGGCCGGCUGCUGGUGUGGUGCUGGCUUUGGCCUUCCACCAGACCAUCAACUUGAUGCCGAUGACCUAUGCCGGGGGCUUUUCCAUUUCGAUGUGCUGCCGCUUCGUGAUCUUCCUCCCAGGCAUCGUCACGAAGGCCCUCGGCAAGUCUGAUUCGCUGCUCCUUCCGCUGUCCCUAUGCGUAGCGAUUGGAGCGGCCAUGUUUGCCAUCCACUCGGGCGUCGACACCGCCUGCGUUCUCUUCCUAACCCUGGGCUUCCUCUACCUCCGGGGAAUCAUGAGUGGGCACCGUGCCAGCCGCUUGGGGGGAGCUGCCUGGCUCUCUUUCCUCGCCAUCCUCGUGGGCUUUGUCUAUGGCUUCCUGGCACCCGUCUUUGGCGUCAUGGCUAUGGCUUCCAGCACCAUGUACGGCAACGUGAAGCAGUGGGGUGGCACCAAUCACCUCGUCGUCCCUACCGGCUUACUCCAGGAGCACUUCGCGGACCCCAAGAACACGGAGCCUGCCUGGGCCAUGGACGCCUUCGGCGGUGGCCUCAUCCGCGUCGACGAGACCACGUCCCCCACCAUGCGUGAGCUGUGUCCUGCCGAGGCCACCCACCUCAUGCUCCCUUAUGCGCGAGACCUCCUCGUGGGCGUCGGCACUCCGGGACGCUACUUCGAGCUCUACGCAGCACGGAACUACUACAACCGCGACGAUGACCACGGUUCCUCAGCACUUCACAACCGUGGCAACACCACGGUGGAGGUCACGCAGCCGCCCUACGUCGAACCAGCCUAUGAGCUCCGGCGGGUGCUCUCUUUGGCACGCAAGAAGGGUGAGAGCUUCACCCUGAAGUACACGCCGGUACCUUGGUUUGGGACCCCCAAGAGCUACGCAGAGUACCAGGGGGAGCAGGUGGUCCUAGAGGAGAGCAACGGCAAGCGCACCUGCACCAAAGGAGGCAAGCCCUGCGAGGACUCGGAGAUUGCCCUCCAACCUGCGCCCCAGUACUGGUUGACAAAGGUCUUGCACCCGUAUCCCCUUCCAAUCCUGCCCGGCGACACGCGCGAAGUUCACUGCAGUACCUGA